This is a messenger RNA of Bipolaris victoriae FI3, 852 nucleotides long. RefSeq lists its product as hypothetical. The record is from RefSeq and is a predicted model, not a curated record. The transcript is spliced from 3 exons. Bases 1 to 852 code for a protein of 283 amino acids. NCBI's taxonomy places the organism in Eukaryota, Fungi, Ascomycota, Dothideomycetes, Pleosporales, Pleosporaceae.
AUGGAGAAGCACAAGGGUGCUGCUGCCGACCAAGCCGCCGCCGACCAAGCUGCUGCCGACCAGCAGGCCGCUCAAAAGGAGAAGCAAAAGGGAGCUGCUAACGACCAAGCCGCCGCUGACCAAGCCGCCGCCGACCAGGCCGCUGCUGAACAGCAGAACAGCUGCAACAUUGGUGCUGACCAGGCUGCCCAAGAUGCUGCUAACCAGCAAGCGGAGUUGGCUAAGGGAAUGCAAGACGCUGCUGCCGGUGGAGCUGCUCAAGCAGGAAAUGCUACAGCUGGCGCUGGCGGUAACAACGGCAAGGGUAAGGGUAAGGGCAAGGGUCAUGGCAAGAACAAUGGCAAGAACAACGGCAAGGGCAACGGUGCCAACGCUCAAGAUGGAGCCGAUAGGGGUGCUGGUAUGGAUGCUGGUGCUGCCGCUGAUGCACAAGCUGGAGCCGACGCUGGUAUGGGUGCCGACGCCCAGGCCGGUAAGGGCAAGGGCAAGGGCAAGGAUGCUGACGCUGCUGCUCAGGCUGGCAAAGACGCUGGUAUGGGUGCUGGAGCUGCCGCUGAUGCACAAGCUGGAGCUGGAGCCGACGCUGGUAUGGGCGCCGACGCUCAAGCUGGCAAGGGCAAGGGCAAGGGUGCUGACGCUGCUGCUCAGGCUGGCAAAGACGCCGGCAUGGGUGCUGGGGCUGCCGCCGACGCUGGAGCUGCCGCUGAUGCUCAGGCUGGCAAAGACGCUGGCAUGGGCGCUGCCGCCAACGCUGGAGCUGCCGCCGAUGCUGAGGCUGCUGCUGGCGCUCAACAGCAGAAGGCUUCAGGCAUGAGGCGCAACGCGAGGAGGACAAUUGCCUUCCGUGCCUAA